Sorghum bicolor (sorghum) is the source of this 1002-nucleotide messenger RNA. RefSeq names its product germin-like protein 1-2. The coding region runs from base 113 to 778 and encodes 221 amino acids. Gene Ontology annotation, molecular function: manganese ion binding. Gene Ontology annotation, cellular component: cell wall. The transcript has a single exon. The record is from RefSeq and is a predicted model, not a curated record. NCBI's taxonomy places the organism in Eukaryota, Viridiplantae, Streptophyta, Magnoliopsida, Poales, Poaceae.
AACAAAACAACCCAAGGCAAGAAAGAACCCAAGAGUGGAGAGUUCAUCGGACCAGCCACAUAUUUUCCAUCCAUUUUAACUACUUGUAUCACUAAGAGCGACGUUCUUUCUGAUGGCUUCAUCAGCAGCUGGUGGGUCCCUUGUGCUCCGCGCGCUGCUGGUGGCGGCGGCCAUCGCCGGCGCGCUGUCGGACCCGACGCCGCUGCAGGACAUCUGCGUGGCGGACCUGAACGCCACGACGGCGCUGGACGGGUUCGCGUGCAAGCCGCUGGCGGCGGUGGUGGACGACGACUUCUUCUCGCGCGCCAUCGCGUCGGAGGCCAGCACCGACAACCCGUUCCUCGUCAACUCCACGCGCGCCACCGUGUCCACGUUCCCGGGGCUCAACACGCUGGGCGUCUCCAUCACGCGCGUCGACAUGGCGCCCGGCGGGCUCAACCCGCCGCACUCGCACCCGCGGGCCUCCGAGCUCGUCAUGGUGCUCAGGGGCGAGGUCAUGGUCGGCUUCACCACGGGGGCCAACCGCCUCUUCUCCAAGGUGGUCAGGGAGAACGAGCUCUUCGUCGUGCCCCGAGGCCUGCAGCACUUCCAGCUCAACACCGGCAAAGGCGACGCCGUGUUCAUCGCCAUGUUCGACGCCCAGUCGCCUGGCGUCGUCACGCCCACGUUCGCCAUGUUCUCCACUAAGCCUGCCAUGCCCAUGGAGGUGCUCGCCAAGACGUUCCUCAUGGGCGAGGACGAGGUCACCGCCAUCAAGUCCAAGUUCGUUGGCUUCUGACAGGCAAUAUAUAUAUACUACUGUCUACUAGCAGCAGUUUAAUUAGCUGCUGCAUAUCUAUUACCCGAUUCAAUCAUCACGUCAAUGUGUGUAUUCAUUCGUUUUUGCAUAGUAUUGAUCUGUGAGUACGAGUUUGUUUUCCGCCAAAUGUGUAAACAACAUGUUAAUCCUGUUUAAUUUCCCCCCUUACAGUGUGAAUAAUAACUGCAUUUUGAUCAAAAGCA